Molecule: messenger RNA, 1918 nt
Organism: Sceloporus undulatus (fence lizard)
Lineage: Eukaryota; Metazoa; Chordata; Lepidosauria; Squamata; Phrynosomatidae
Gene: AADAT
Product: aminoadipate aminotransferase
Exons: 14
Coding region: 259-1596 (445 amino acids)
Biological process (GO): biosynthetic process
Molecular function (GO): pyridoxal phosphate binding; L-kynurenine:2-oxoglutarate transaminase activity
Source: RefSeq, a predicted model, not a curated record
UCCCUUCCCACGUUCUUUACUUUAGUGUCAAGGGAGCUCCAAGGCCUAGAGGCCAGGGAAGGGAGGAAGAGGAGGAGAGAGAGGGAGGGCCAGGGAACCAAGCGAGGCCCGGCGCCUGUGUUCCUGGCUCUCAGGCCUCAGAGGGGAGGAGGAGGAGAAGCCGAGCUCCAGAGCCAGCGCCAGAGGGGGGCCAGGGCGGCUGAGGAGGCAUCCGUCCAGUUUACUUAGAAGCUGAGUUUGGUACCUGGCCUGUUAACCAUGAAUUAUUCACGAUUUAUUACUGCAGUAAGUGCAGCAAGAAAAGCAUCUCCAAUAAGAGUUCUCACUGAACUGAUGCAGAGAUCUCCUCCAUCAUUAAUCUCCCUGGCUGGAGGGGCACCAAAUCCCAAUACUUUCCCUUUCAAGACAGCUAGUAUUGCCAUUGGAGACAGAACAACGGUUGAAAUUGGGGAAGAACUAAUGAAGAGAGCUCUCCAGUAUUCUGCCUCAGCGGGCAUUCCAGAGCUGCUGUCCUGGUUGAAAGAUUUGCAGAAGAGCCUCCAUAACCCUCCAACCAUUGAUUAUAGAGCUGAAGAAGGACAGAUGGAGUUGUGUGUCACCACUGGAAGCCAAGAAGGGUUGUGUAAAGUGUUUGAAAUGCUUAUUAAUCCUGGAGACACAAUUCUUUUGGAUGCACCCACCUAUCCUGGGACACUAGCUGCUCUGAGGCCACUGGGCUGUAACAUCAUCAAUGUUCCUAGUGACCAACAUGGUAUUAUUCCAAAAGCCCUGAAAGAAAUUCUUUCCAGGUGGAAUGCAGAAGAUGCAAAAAAGCUGACCAGCAACCUCCCCAAAUUUCUCUACACAAUUCCUAAUGGCGGCAAUCCUACUGGAGCCUCAUUAACAACAGAUCGCAAGAAAGAAAUUUAUCAGCUUGCAAGGCAGUAUGAUUUGCUUGUAAUAGAAGAUGAUCCAUAUUAUUUUCUUCAGUUUAAUAAGCCUUGGGCACCAACUUUUCUUUCAAUGGACACUGAUGGCCGAGUUAUCAGGACUGACUCUUUCUCUAAGAUCCUCUCUUCUGGGUUGAGAAUUGGCUUUCUAACUGGACCGAAACCUCUAAUUGACAGAGUUAUUUUACAUAUACAGGUUUCUACAAUGCAUACCAGCACGUUUACUCAAGUAAGAGCCAUCAAGUUUCCUGAAACAGAUUUGUUGUCCAAACUUGUAUGUGUUUGCCAUAUUAUGAUAGCCCAGCUUCUUCAGCAGUGGGGACAAAAAGGUUUCCUGGACCACGUAGACAGUGUGGUAGAUUUCUACAAGCAACAACGAGACGUGAUGCUCAGGGCAGCAGACAAGUGGCUAAAAGACUUAGCAGACUGGCAUAUACCUGCUGCUGGAAUGUUUCUAUGGAUUAAACUGAAGGGAGUUUCUGAUACACAAGAGCUGAUCAUGAAAAAAGCUUUGGAAAAACAAGUUUUGCUGGUUCCUGGAAGAGCAUUUAACAUUAAUAGUUCUGAUCCCAGCUCUUAUGUCAGAGCUUCCUUCUCACUGUCUUCUCCAAGCCAAAUUGAUCAGGGCUUCCAAAGACUGGCUGCACUCAUCAGAGAAGCUGUAUGAUUUUAUGGGUUGAAAAUAUUCAGAAGUUUUCAAUAGCACUUGGAUUUCCUACUGAGUUGACCACACUGUAUAGUGUACAUAUACUUUUAUUUGAUUUAAGUCUGUAUAUUAACAUCCCUAAACAAUGUGUUAAUUAAUAUAUGCAGAAAAGCAUUGAUUAAGUUGCUACGAGAGUUUUCCUCUCAGUGUGUGAGAUGCCAUCUGCUAGUAGUUUAAUAUCUUUCAGGCUUCAUAAUGCUGCUGUGCUUCUCAGCUCUUUAUUUGGGCUGCAGUUGAGAAUUAUGAACUGCAAAACAGGAAUAAAAUCAGAUUGUAACAUCCA